This is a messenger RNA of Asparagus officinalis (garden asparagus), 2904 nucleotides long. RefSeq names its product spastin-like. Lineage: Eukaryota; Viridiplantae; Streptophyta; Magnoliopsida; Asparagales; Asparagaceae. Gene Ontology annotation, cellular component: mitochondrial outer membrane. Gene Ontology annotation, molecular function: ATP binding; ATP hydrolysis activity. Bases 125 to 2551 code for a protein of 808 amino acids. The record is from RefSeq and is a predicted model, not a curated record. The transcript is spliced from 16 exons.
CUCUCUCAAAAAUCUCGGGUUCCUCCUAUAAAUAUCCCCCAACUUCACCUCCUCAUCUCAUUUUUCGAGUUCUUUGCAUGUAAAAGUUUCAAACUGAGCUCGAUCGAGUUUCGACGAUCCCGCGAUGGAGCAAAAGAGCUUUCUCAUGUCGGCCCUUGGAGUGGGGCUUAGCGUUGGGGUCGGCCUCGGCGUUGGGCGGUGGACGGCCCAGAGCUCGGCGGAGCCCGGGGGGUUGACGGCGGAGAAGCUGGAGGCGGAGCUGAUGAAGCAAGUUAUCGAUGGGAAGGAGGGUGAUGCUAGCUUCGAUCGGUUCCCGUACUAUCUCAGUGAUCAAACCCAUGCUGUCUUGACAAGUGCAGCCUUUGUUCAUUUAAAGCAAGCAGAAAUUUCUAAGUAUACUCGGAAGCUAUCUCCUGCAAGUCGAGCCAUACUACUCUCAGGCCCUGCAGAGCUAUAUCAGCAGAUGCUUGCAAAGGCGCUAGCGCAUCACUUUGAGGCCAAACUAUUGUUGUUAGAUAUAACUGACUUCUCUCUCAAGAUGCAGAGCAAAUAUGGUGAUGGCAAUAAAGAUUCACUUCUCAAAAGAUCCAUAUCAGAGGCAGCAAUUGAGAGAAUGUCUGGUCUAUUUGAAUCCUUUUCCCUUCUUUCUCCAAGGGAGGAACCUAAAGUUCCAUUACGUAGGCAAGGCAGCAGUGCAGAUUUAAGGGCAAGGGAUGGCAACAGUAAAACCGCAAAUAUCCGCAGGAAUGACUCUUGUUCAGUUGAUAUGAAUGAUGUCACAUCACAAAGUGGUUCAGUAAAUCCAGCUCCCCUCAAACGUACAAGCAGCUGGUCAUUUGAUGAGAAAGUCCUCCUACAAUCAGUUUACAAGGUUUUAACAUCAAUCUCCAAAAUCAAUCCUACUAUCCUUUAUAUAAGGGACGUUGAGAACUUUCUGUCUAGGUCCCAAAGAAUGUAUUCCUUGUUUCAAAAGAUGUUGACAAAAAUAUCAGGCCCAGUUUUGAUACUUGGUUCAAGGCUGUUGGAUUCAGACAGCGAAUUCAAAGAAGUGGACGAGAGUUUAACUCUUCUGUUCCCUUACAAUAUAGAGAUCAAGCCUCCAGAGGAUGAAAUGCACUUGGGAUGUUGGAAAUCUCAACUAGAGGAAGACAUGAAAAAGAUCCAAAUUCAGGAUAACAGAAACCAUAUCGCAGAGGUACUUGUAGCAAAUGAUCUUGAGUGUGAUGAUUUGAGCUCUAUAUGUCUCGCAGAUACGAUGACUCUCAGCAAUUACAUAGAGGAAAUAGUGAUUUCAGCAGUUUCCUAUCAUUUAAUGAAUAACAAGGAUCCUGAGUACAGAAAUGGAAAGCUUGUCAUCUCUUCAAAGAGCUUGUCCCAUGGAUUGAGUUUAUUUCAGCAAAGUGACUCUCUAAAGCUGGAAGCUAAUGCUGAAUCGUCAAAGGAAGUUGGUAAUGAAGAAGCCACAAAGUCUGAUGCAGCGGCUUCUGAAAACAAAAGUGAAACGGAUAAAUCAUCUAAACCAGCAAAAGCACCUGAAGUUGCUCCAGACAAUGAAUUCGAAAAGCGAAUUAGAUCAGAGGUUAUCCCAGCCAAUGAAAUUGGAGUGACAUUUGAUGAUAUAGGCGCCUUAGGAGAUAUAAAAGAAUCUCUUCAGGAGCUAGUCAUGCUUCCCCUUCAAAGACCAGACCUCUUUAAAGGAGGUCUACUAAAACCUUGCAGGGGAAUACUAUUAUUCGGACCACCUGGGACCGGGAAAACAAUGCUGGCAAAGGCCAUAGCAAAUGAAGCUGGAGCAAGCUUCAUUAAUGUCUCAAUGGCUACUAUCACAUCAAAAUGGUUUGGUGAAGAUGAGAAGAAUGUUAGAGCUUUGUUUUCACUGGCUGCUAAGGUUUCGCCCACUAUAAUCUUUGUGGAUGAAGUUGAUAGCAUGCUUGGGCAUAGGAGUAGAAUUGGAGAACAUGAGGCGAUGAGGAAGAUAAAGAAUGAGUUUAUGUCUCACUGGGAUGGGAUCCUGACAAAAUCCGGUGCAAGGAUCCUUGUUCUUGCUGCAACAAACCGACCAUUUGAUCUUGAUGAAGCUAUUAUUAGGAGGUUUGAGCGCAGAAUCAUGGUCGGCCUACCGAUGCUGGAGAGCAGGGAAUUAAUCUUGAGAACAUUAUUGUCAAAAGAGAAGGUUGAAGAAGGUAUUGAUUACAAAGAGCUAGCAACCAUGACUGAAGGAUACAGUGGCAGCGAUCUUAAGAACCUGUGCACGACAGCAGCAUAUCGUCCUGUUCGGGAGCUACUUCAGAAGGAGAAACUCAAGGAACUGGAGAAGAAGGAGAAUGCUGAGAAAGGAGAGGGUGCAGCAGAGACAACAGAAACUAAGGAGGAUGUGGAGCCAGAAAUUAUUUUGAGGCCGUUAAACAUGGAAGACAUGAGGCAGGCUAAGAAUCAAGUUUCUGCCAGCUUUGCUACCGAAGGUUCUGUUAUGAGCGAACUAAGGCAAUGGAAUGACUUAUACGGGGAAGGUGGUUCAAGAAAGAAGGAGCAGUUGUCUUACUUCCUUUAAAUCAUACAUGUAUUAAUACACUCGGACAGAUGCCCAUUCGAGAUCAAGACAAAAUGCAAAGAUGGUUGGUAGAAGUUGAAGAAAGGACAUGAGAUUGUUGGUUCCUAUCCUAUUUGUUUGUGGAGAUCAACAUGACUAAGGGAGGGAUAGGAAAACAGAAAUAGGCAAAUGUAGUUAAGAUAGUAUGUUGUAUAAUAUUCUUUCGACAUCUCAUAUGUAUAUGAUGGGUGUGCCUAAUGUAUUGUAUUUGUUCUGGUUUCAUUGUUUUAGAUUAUGUAUUUGAUAAUUGGAGAACAAUGUUUACUAAACUAUAUCCCCUUGAAUAGAAAGUUUAGUAUUGCAUGAUUGUGUAA